UCUGACGGUGGCUUUUGCACCACAACUCAGAAAAGUUGUAAACGAGUGGUAGUCUUAUCACAAGUGAUUUUCCAGCUUCAUAUCAAUUUGCACACGGCCUAGUGCUUGCUUGGUCUUCGUAAGAAGAGAUGGUUUUCUCCUUUCCAUAUGCUCGAACAAUGCAGAAAUCCGAAACUUCGCUUGGAAUACCUGGAGAUGGAAGAUGUUUGUUCCGGUCUAUCGUUCAUGGAGCCUGCCUGAGAAAAGGGAAGCCAUCUCCAAGUGAGAGCCACCAGAAAGAACUUGCAGACGAGCUCAGAGCUAAAUCCAUUCUGGUCAUCCUUUCUUACAAAGCAAACAUUAAAUGGUUUGGGCAGGUGGUAGAUGAAUUCAUCAAGAGGCGAGCUGACACUGAAUGGUUUCUUGAAGGUGAUUUUGACACGUAUGUUGUACAGAUGCGACAGCCCCACAUAUGGGGAGGAGAGCCUGAGUUGCUGAUGGCCUCCCAUGUUCUACAGAUGCCAAUCACUGUGUACAUGAAGGACAAGAAUUCUGGAAGCCUGAAAAUUAUAGCUGAAUAUGGUCAAGAAUAUGGUCAAGAUGACCCCGUCCGUGUCCUUUAUCAUGGUUAUGGACACUAUGACGCAUUGCGCAGCCAAAGUCUUGGUGCAGAAUCCAAGCUAUACAAAAAAAAGAUGAAGGGAUACUUGCAGUAGACUAGAGCCAACUUUGGAAUCUUGGAGUGUACCCAUGUGGUUUCUGCGACAUUAUAGAAAUGAAAGGAUUUGAAAUCACCUCCAAUGAUAUUCGUAACUUUGUUAUGAAAUUAAUUACA
Molecule: messenger RNA, 814 nt
Organism: Corylus avellana
Lineage: Eukaryota; Viridiplantae; Streptophyta; Magnoliopsida; Fagales; Betulaceae
Source: RefSeq, a predicted model, not a curated record